UUUGUUCAAACCGACUGUGCUUCUCUCCCUCAGCGUAUAGCUGCUGGCGAAGAGGAGGAGGAGAAGGAGGAGGGAGCACCUUGGUGUGUGUGUGUGUGUGUGUGUGAUUGAGAGAGCGAGAGAGAGCGUGUGUGCGCAUCUAUUGCGAUGCCAGUGUGUGAGGAGGCUGCUGCUGAUGCUCACUGAGGAGAGGAUAACGCACCGGGGAAGGGAAGAGUGUGAACUCCAGGACGCGGAGCUCUGGUGCACACACACAGCCGGGUCUGGGUCUCUUUCUUCCUCCUCUGCAAAGUGCUGUUUCACGCUUGUUCCAUCGUGUGCAGUCUCUCUCUCUCUCUCUCUCUCUCUCUCUCUCCCCCUCUCUCCUCCUCUCUCUCUCUGCAUCCUCUCGGAGCUUUAGGCAGAGAGAGCACCUGCACUGAGGCGAAAAUCUGCCGCUCACAUUCCAGAGGAUUGCGCCAUUAGGAGGGCACCUCGUGCUGUCAGAUCAGGUCCACGAUGGGUCUCGCUUUGUGUGAAGCUGGGCGGCAGAUCAUCUUUUCUCUGAUGCCACUGCUGCUUUAUUUAGGCUCCGGCGAGGCCUCCUCCAUCGUGAACAUGCGUAGGAUCACCCAUCCUGCAGUACAACAAACACUGGCGGGCAAAGCCGUCCUCCCGUGUGUCUUCACCCUGCAGACCGGCUCGUCCAGCGAGCCUCCACACCUGCUCUGGACUCGCACCAGUUUACCAGCAGGAGGAGACGGUGACGCUCAGGAGCAGAUUGUGCUUUCAGCUAAAGGUGAUGUAAUCAAGCUGAAUAAGGCUUUCAGUGGCCGUGUCAUGCUGCCAGGGUACGCUGCCAGUCCUCUCAACGCUACCAUGGAGAUCUCCAGUCUCCGUACCAACGACUCAGGCACUUACCACUGUCAGGUUGUCGUUGGUAACGACUACGAGAGAGACACUGUGCCCCUGGUGGUCUCUGGUGUGGUGUUUCACUACCAGGCUCCCAGUGCCCGCUACGCCCUCUCAUUUGCAGAGGCACAGCGCGCCUGCCAGGAAAACUCUGCUCAGAUUGCCACACCAGCCCAACUGUGGGCAGCAUACUAUGAUGGCUUUGCCAGCUGUGCACCCGGAUGGUUGGAUGAUCAGACCGUGCGUUAUUCUGUCCAGCUACCCGAUCUUGGUUGCUAUGGUCACAAGGAGUACUCUGCUGGAGUGAGGAAUUAUGGGAAGAGGGACCCGAAAGAGCUGUUUGAUGUCUACUGCUUUGCAAAGGAACUUGACGGUGAGGUGUUUCACUCCUCAGUCCCGGGCAGGUUGUCUCUGUCCUCAGCUUCAGACCGCUGUGUGUCCCUUGGGGGACAGCUGGCCACCGUGGGACAGCUUUAUCUGGCCUGGAGAGCUGGACUGGACAGCUGCGCCCCCGGGUGGCUGUCUGAUGGCAGCGUCCGCUACCCGGUGACCUGGCCUCGCCCAGACUGCGGUGGGAGCCAGCAGGGUGUCCGCACCAUCACACCCAACAACACUGCCGACAACACCACAGUGCUAUAUGAUGCUUACUGCUACAGAGGUAACACGAAGAACACAGGCUCUGUCUCUCAGAUUUACACCUCCCUAUGGAAGCCCUGGAGCUACCUUACAGGCUUAAGUGAUGCUGACUCCACAGGGACAGAGAGUCCCGGCCUGACUACGCAGCAAACUGUCACUUCAAGAGGAUCCUUACACGGUGGUGAUGGCUCACCUACCAACUGGACAGGAUCGGUUGAUCUUGAAGAGGAGGCUGCUCUUCACAGCACUGAUGCUCACCCCUGGUCCACAGAGUCUUCAGCCUUCUUUGUGACUCUCCAGCUCAUCCCAGGACAGAGCUCCUUGGACUGGGGAGAACCACUGGAGCCUGGUCCUGACUCAGAGGAGUUUCUCCAACCUCCAGUGCAACCCACUGCUGCUGAGAAGAAGGUGAUGUCAAAGAUUGUCAAGUCCAUUUGGAAGCCUUGGAACUACCUGUCAGGGACUGGAGAUGAGGAGGGAACCCAGUCACCAAUUGGAAAGUCCGAGGAAGAGGAAACAGUGACAAAAAAGAUUGAUCAGCCCAGUACUUCAUCACUAGGUCUGUUUUCUUGGGGAAGUUCAUGGUUCAACAGUCCCCCGAAGGAGAACUCUACACCAGCCAGUGAAGACUCACCUACUCCUCUGGCAUUGACAUUCGCUGCCUCCAGUAUUGCUAUGACUACAGAAAGCAUUAAGAGCUCGGGGACUUCAGAGACCCACAAACCCACCACCUCCAGCUCUGCACCUGAAAUCACCUCAUCCAGCGGAGAUAGCUGGGUCCGUGUUGAAGCAGAGACCACAACCAAGCAGAGUGACAAGAAGGAGGAGACCGUGGCCUCUAGAGCAGGUGGCAGAGGUGGCAGAGGGAGGGGGAAAAAGUACAGAGGGGAGGACAAGAGCAGAGGAGAAGAGAAGGAGAAAGGAGAGGAGAAGGGCAAAGGAGAUGAUGAGGGGAGUGGAGAACUCACCGGUGCAGAGGCAAAAGGGGAAAUACAAGUCUCACGGCGACCAGUAGGAACAAAUAAACCAAGAGAAAGAUCCAGAGAAAGAUCUAGAGAGAGGGGUCACAGAAAAGGACAGUCUACUGCUUCCACCACCACAACCACUACCACUACUCCCACUGCCAGUUCACUGGAGCCCACAGUGAUGACCACAACUGGCUUGGAAAAUACCAACUUUUCCACAUUCAAAUCCUUUUCUACUUUGCCAGCAGAAACCCCAUCACCUUCAAUCUUGGCAGAUACACUAUCCACAUCAGCCUCCUCUUCUGAGUCAUCUCCAUCUCAACCCAUGACUGAAUCCCACACUCCCUCCCUCUCACCAUCUCUUUCCUCUUCUUCCUCCUCCUCUCCAAACACUUUGUCACCUUCGCUGACUUCCCAUAACUCAUCACUCUCACCAUCAUCACCCUCUUCCCAGUCCCUGUCUCAAAUGGUGGGAUCAGGAGACCCAUCGCCAUCGCCUGACUACUUAAAUAACCAGCACAGCUCCACUAACCUCUCAACACUGCUUCACUGGGUCCCAGUGAAGAAAGCAGGUCAGAACAGUUCUCUGGAUUAUCCUCCACUGCUGUCAGUGCCUGCGGAUGAGGAGGAGCCGGCUUGGUCUCACGCUGUGGGCUCGGGGGCCCUGUUACCUGGCAACAUGGAGGAGGAGAGCAGCAGAGGGGCCAAUGUCAGUACCGUAACUCUGGGACCAACAAUGGAGGUGGAGCCCUGCGUGACAAACCCGUGUCUGCACGGAGGAAAGUGCCUUCCUCAGGGAACCGGCUACAGCUGCUACUGUCCACAGGGAUUCACUGGGGAGAACUGCGAGAUUGAUGUUGAUGACUGCCAGUCUGAGCCGUGUGAAAAUGGAGGCACUUGCAUCGACAAGAUUGAUUCAUUCCUCUGCCUGUGCUUACCCAGCUACGGCGGGGACACUUGUGAGAAAGACAUAGAGGGCUGUGAGCAUGGUUGGUGGAAGUUCCACGGCCACUGCUACAGGUACUUCACCCACAGGCACACGUGGGAGGACGCGGAGAAAGACUGCAGAGAGCACAGUGCUCACCUCAGCAGUGCCAUCUCUGCUACGGAGCAGAAUUUCAUCAACGGUCUGGGUCACGACAAUGCCUGGAUCGGACUGAAUGACCGUACAGUGGAGGAAGAUUUUCAGUGGACUGAUGGAAAUGAUCUGGUUUAUGAGAACUGGAGGGAGAGCCAGCCCGACAACUUCUUUGCAGGUGGUGAAGACUGCGUGGUGACCAUUGCCCAUGAGGAUGGCAAGUGGAACGACGUGCCCUGCAACUACAACCUGCCCUACAUCUGCAAGAAAGGCACAGUGCUGUGUGGGACUCCGCCCACAGUGGAGAAUGCCCAUUUGAUAGGUCGCCGGAGGUCACACUAUGACAUCCACUCAGUGGUACGCUACCAGUGCGCUGAAGGUUUCUACCAGCGUCACAUUCCCACCACUCGCUGCCGGGCUGACGGGAACUGGGAGAGACCCAGGAUCAUCUGCACAAAGU
Messenger RNA from Solea senegalensis (Senegalese sole), 4030 nucleotides. RefSeq names its product neurocan core protein-like. The annotation marks the transcript as partial. Gene Ontology annotation, molecular function: calcium ion binding; hyaluronic acid binding. The transcript has 19 exons. Lineage: Eukaryota; Metazoa; Chordata; Actinopteri; Pleuronectiformes; Soleidae. Gene Ontology annotation, biological process: cell adhesion. The record is from RefSeq and is a predicted model, not a curated record.